GGCCGAGGCGGGUCAGCACCGCAUUGCCGCCUCCUUCUCACCGGCCUCAAGAAGAAAAGGCAGGCAAAGGCCAAACCAUCCCCUUCCUCUCCGUUGCUUCAGUUCGUCCGUUCCAUUCCCCUAUCUAAUCCUGGACGGAUCUGGAAGCAGUAGAGAGAGAGGUCGAGAUAUAUAGAUAGACAAGGAGAGAGUCAGUCCGAGUCUGAGCUAAAGAAAGGAAGGAUUUUUGUCGUAGAGGCAGGAUUGAUAUCAGGAGGAUGCCUACGGGAGCGAUGAACAUGCUGUUCGUCGAAUCCUCCUCCGGCAGCGCCUGCAGGGAGGCGGAGCCGGCCGCGGCGGUGCUCUGCGCCCCUCGCCCGCGCAGGGUCCAGGUCCACCCUUGCAGUGCUGACCUCAUCCUUGGCCCGCCCCCUUUCCUCCUCAACAACAAGAAGCACCAGGAAGGAGGCAAGACCAACAAAGCACCGGAGGUAGAGAUCGACGGCUGGGCGCUGUUCGGCGGCUCGCCGCCGGCGCGCGCUGACAACCCGCUCGUGCACGACCCCCACUUCCUUCUCAACCAGCGCCCCCAAGCCGCCGCCCGCCCCGACUCGCCGUUGGAUCUCGGGAUUUUUGACCACCUGAGCCGCAACAACUACAGCCACCGCCCCACGUAUAUUAGCAGCAGCAGCAGCAGUAACAGUUUUGCCCCGUCGUUCUCGCCGGCCGUGAGGGUCCAGGGGUUCGACGUCGCCGCGUGCCGGAGCUCCCACAGCAGCGGCGGCGGCCGCGUGCUGUCCGCCCGCGCGUGAGUGAGAUCCGGCAGCCGGGGCGCCGCCGAACCCACAAGAAGAACCUCAAAUCUUGUACAGUUUUCGCCGGCCGUCUAGCGUAUUAAUCAUGCUACGUGUGUUUUGUGGUAUAUACUAGGGUUUUUAUUAACAACAGAUCAUAUAGGGAGGUGAAGGAGUUCAGGAAACUAAGAAGAGUAGAUUGAUGAUUCCGAUACACAGGAGGGAGGAUCGGUGAAAGGGAUAGAUGGAUUUUUUUACUUCUAAUUUUUUGUUUUUCUCAACAAGUUUUCCGUGUCUUGUGAAGUUGUAAACUAGCAUCUCUUGUUCGUUCGGCUGAGUCGGGUGUUCUGUAUAUAUCAAUCAGCGUUCGUUUAGGAGUCCAACCCAGAUGGGGAAGAAGAAGAAGAAGAAGAAGGCUUUGGUUCCUUAAGCUCUGCCAUGCAACCAUGGUUGUACUUAAAAAAUCACCGUGUACAUAACAUGAUUUGUAAUCAAAUCCGCAUCAUUUCUGAGA
Messenger RNA from Phragmites australis (common reed), 1287 nucleotides. RefSeq lists its product as uncharacterized. The record is from RefSeq and is a predicted model, not a curated record. Lineage: Eukaryota; Viridiplantae; Streptophyta; Magnoliopsida; Poales; Poaceae. The transcript has 2 exons. Bases 258 to 791 code for a protein of 177 amino acids.